AACAAUAUCACGUGGACCCUAUACGUAUGGUGUGUCGACCACCAACAUUUGAAUUGUUGAUCGGAUGUUAUUUCCUUCUUAUUUGUUAAAAAUUUGAAUUCGAUUGGCUCAAAAUUUGUGAAAUUGAUCAUGUCAAGUUUUAUUCCAUGCGUGAAAUGGGUGAAACAAGGUGUCUCAUUACACCAAAACACUAUCAAAUUGUCUACAGAAGAAUUACAACAACUAACAGCAAAAGAAAAAAGACCUGGUAGAAGUAAUCAAGACUACGGUUUAGAGAAUUAUGACGAUGAAGACAUGAACAUGACGGGAGCUAUGGCCGUUAGUAAUUUGGCAGUAUACAGUAAUGAUAUAGCUGAUUCUGAUACUGACAGCGACAAACUCGAUGAAAUUCUUAAGCCCGACGAUAAUCUAGUGUUAGUUGGUAAUGUUAAGAAAAACGAAUGCUCAUUGGAAGUUUAUGUGUACAAUGGCAAUGACAAAGAUUUUUACAUUCAUCAUGAUGUAAUUUUGAAACACCCACCGUUAUGUUUAGAAUGGUUCGGAUCUAUGGGAAAUUUCUGUGCUCUAGGAUCCAUGUCCUCCGUGAUCGAUGUAUGGGAUUUGGAUUUGAUUGGAAGUGUGGAACCUACAUAUAGAUUAGGUAGAAAAAAGAAAAAAAAUCCAGAAAAGAAUUAUGGACAUACAGAUGCCAUCUUGGAUAUAUCAUGGAAUGAACAUUUACCUCAUAUAAUUGCCAGUGGUUCAGUGGAUGAGACUAUUCUACUAUGGGAUGUAGAAACAAGUGAGCCUCAUACAAGAAUGGAAAAUUUUGGUGAUCAUAUUCAAUCACUAAAAUGGCAUCCGUUUGAAUCACAAACACUUGCAGUUGGUUCAUCAGAUUUUUAUGUUUAUGAUUGCCGUACUUAUGAUACAUAUAAAGACUGGUUUAUCAAAGGUAAAGUAGAAAAAACUUUAUGGGAUCCAUCCAAUGGAUUUUUGUGCUAUGUCGGUACUGACAGAGGUAAAAUCAUAUGUUAUGACUGCCGAGCUGAUAAGCCACUCUGGAAGUAUACAUGCCAUGAAAAUGAAGUCACUGGAAUUUAUGUUUGGGAUAAAUUUAUUAUUACCUCUUCAACAGAUGAAACACUAAAAGUAUGGGAUAAGCAAAAUAAACAUUUAAUUAAAAUUAGAGAAUUUUCUGGUGCAUUACAUAGUUUAGAUGGUUGUACUGAUUACCCAUUUUUAGUAGCUGUUGGUGGAAGCGGUACAUCUAAAUUUCAAUUGUUUGAUAUUAAUGAUUUUAGUUUAAAAACAUGUUGAUUUGUAUGUUUAUGACCAAUUUUUAAUAUA
This is a messenger RNA of Sipha flava (yellow sugarcane aphid), 1329 nucleotides long. RefSeq names its product periodic tryptophan protein 1 homolog (gene nclb). The record is from RefSeq and is a predicted model, not a curated record. The transcript is spliced from 2 exons. Gene Ontology annotation, molecular function: protein binding. Gene Ontology annotation, biological process: rRNA processing. Bases 130 to 1299 code for a protein of 389 amino acids. Lineage: Eukaryota; Metazoa; Arthropoda; Insecta; Hemiptera; Aphididae. Gene Ontology annotation, cellular component: nucleus.